Molecule: messenger RNA, 2538 nt
Organism: Paramecium pentaurelia
Lineage: Eukaryota; Ciliophora; Oligohymenophorea; Peniculida; Parameciidae
Source: the annotation of a GenBank genome assembly
AUGAACAUUUAUUAACCAAAUCAAUCAGCACUUACCAAUGCAUUUAAAUCAUAGGCUACUCUAACAGAAUAGAAGAUCAUCUUUUUAGAGUAGUCAUUAAAUAAGGCAUAAAGAGAUGUAAAAAGUUAUUGUAUACAAUAUAUAGCUAAAUGAUGUAAGAUUUCAAUAAAACCAUUUAAAGUCUAAAAGAGAAGAUUUAAUUUAGAAUUAUCAUAAAACAAAUAGAAAACUCUUAAAAUAAGUAGAUGAAUUACAAUAAUUGAUUAAUAAUAAUUAAUAGUACAUCAGAUUAGAUUAAUUAAUUACUGCUUUUAAAAAUAAUAAUUGGAAUGAUCAUAUAGCAAGAUAUCUACAUGAGAAUAAUAAGUUAACAUCUUAAAAAAUAAAAAUAAUUUAAAAAAUUAUAUUAACUGAUUAAUAACUAAAUGAUUGGAGAGAAUAAAUAAACAUGAUUUAAGAGGAUAUUAAUGGAUUACAUGAUUAAAAUAGUGCUUUGAUUAUUGAAUUUGAAGAAUUAGAUGAAGUAAUUCAUUAAUGGAAUGGUUCUGCUAUAGAACCAAUUAGCAAAAUAUAUCAAAUAAAAAAAUAGUUAAAUGAACUUAGAGCAAGUUAUUUAGAUUUAUCAAGUGAAAGAUAACGAAAAGAAUCUAAUUUAAAUGAAUUAACAUCUUAAGUUGAUUCAAUUUAAGAGAAUCUUAAUUAAUUGAGAAAAGAAUAAAUACCAAUUUUUUAAGAAAUUGAUUUUCAACUUAAAUAAAGCAUUUAAUUUUGGUUUUCACCAGAUUUAGUUUAUAAGAUAUUUUUAGAUAUAUUUAAUGAUUAUGUUGAUUUUAAUAAAGAUAAAAUUGAUGAAGUAUUUAGUAUAUUGAUGUAAAUUCAUGAUAAAAUAGUUGGAUGUUGUUUUAGUCUAUUACAAAAACAUAUUAAAUUUGAAGAAAGAUAAUAAUUAUUUGAUAUGAAUUUUCAAGAUGCUACUAAUUUAAUUAAUUAAUAUUAAUAAUGGUUCAAAGAAAUAGAUGUUUAAGAUUUUGAAUGUUUGCUAGGUAUUUAUUGAUUAAUUAGAAGUUUAAAAAAUUAAUAAUCAUUAAUUUAUGAGUAUCAUUGAAUAGAAGAGUUAGCGAUUCCAGGCUGUUUUACAGAAAUAAAUACGAAUUUUUAGUUGUACCCAAGAACACACAAGUCUUAAGUAUGGUUAUCAUAGAUUCUGCUUAGAGCUCAAUAAAUUGAGCUAGAAAGAUAAGUUCAUAAGUUAUUGUAUGAAUAAUCGAUGAUACAGUGCAACUAUCAACGUUUAGAAUCCUAGUUACAACAACUCAAGAUUGCUGGGCCUAUCCUUAUAAUGAACACCCAAAGUUAUCAAUUAGAACAAAUAUUAGAUAGAAUAAAUACUAUUGAAAUUAUUUAAAAGAAAAAUAAAUAGUAAAUAGAAUUGAAUUAUCCUCAAUAAAUUUCAGUAAUUGAAUCAUAAAUAAUUCAAUACUAAAAUUAAUUUUAAUAGUUGAUUGAAUAAUUAUUAAGCAUUAAAUCAGAUAUAAAAUUAGUGUAUAAUUAAGAUGUUGAUCAAGAUGAAGCUUUUUUAUAAAUGGAACUUCAAUAACUCAAUUAGGAAUUACAUACUUAAGAAUUAUUAUUUUCUAAAUCUAAAAAUGAAUGUGAAAUUAAAUUAUAAUAAUUUGAUUAUGAAGAAAGUAAUAAUAUUUAAUAUUAAUAUAAAGAUGCUAUUUUAAAUAGAAUUGAAACUAUAUCAUAAGCAAUGAAUGAUUAUCGUAAUUAAAAGCCUAUUAAAGAAAAUAUUCCUCCUACAGAUUUACAUUCUAAACGUUAAUCUUUAGAUAAUAGUAUUUUUGACAACAAUAAUAAAUCAAAUUUGAAAUAUUCUUGUCAUGAAAAUACAACAGAUAGAAGUCAUUCAAGAUCAAGAUCAGCUUUGGGUGCAAAUUCAUCAUCUAAUUCUUUAAGAAACUUUUUGAAUUUUUAAAGUCCAUCCCAAUUAAAACGAACUAAACUAACACUAAUUCAUAAUCAUUCCAACAGAAACUCAUAAAAAUAAUCAAUCAACUCUUCUGUUCAAAAGAUAGAUGAUAUCACCCUAUUAUCACCAAAUAAAAGUUUUAUUUCUAAUAAAAAUUAAUAAAUCUAAUUUAUAAAGACAUUUAAAGUAUACAAAAGAACAGUCUAAAAUACUCUCAUAUAGAAACUUUAAGAAGUUAACAAUUAUGUACCAAAGUAAAUUCAAUUAUUAUUAUAUUAUAGAUUUGUUAAAUAUAAUGAAAAAAUGAAAUGCAUAGAAUUUUAUAAUGCUAAUAGAAUUGGAAGUGAUUUAGGUGUCAAAGAUUCAGCUUUGAAUAUCAAAUAAAUAGUUGGAAUAACAUAAUAACUAGUUAAAGGUGUUAUUAAAUAAAGUAAUCAUUAUAUAUAUAUAUAUUUAUAGAUUUCACUUUCUAUGGACUAUUUUUAUUACUUUAGAAAAAUCAGAAAGUUGAAAUUCUAUUUGCUAAAUAAGAAGAAUUAAUUUAAUUCUUGAACAUCUUGAAGUGA